CUGCACCCCAACGUUGAGAAAUGAAGCCCGCCAUCUGUCGUUAACGCCAAUGUCACAGCGCCAAAGAGUGCCGCCCACCGUAGCCUUAAUGUGAAACUCUUUUCUAGUUGUCACCAAACACAAGGCCUCAUUCACACGUCAAACGAAAGCUCCAAAUCUAUCAUUCUCCCGUUCCGUUUGUCAGCAAUAACAAGGAUUUUCCCAACGACGAGUAUGGGUCUAACAACGCGGCUUCUGGUCCCGGUGGCUUGCGUCCUGUUCCUGGUCGGUGGCCGGGUCCAAUCGCAGGAUGCCACAUUUUGGAACGACCAGGCAAAACAGACGUUGCAGAGUGCCCUAAACCGCGAGCGCACGUUGAACAAGAACGUGGCUAAGAACGUGGUGUUCUUCCUAGGGGACGGCAUGGGGGUGUCCACCGUGACUGCGGCGCGGAUCCUGAAGGGGCAGAACAUGGGCAACCCGGGGGAGGAGACGGUGCUAAAGUGGGAGGAAUUCUCCAGCGUUGCCCUGUCGAAGACCUACGGUGUGGACAAGCAAGUUGUAUCCUCGGGCUCUUCAGCCACUGCGUUCUUCUGCGGCGUGAAGGCCAACAACAACAUGUUUGGUCUGGACUCCAGAGGGCGAGAUGGAGAUUGCGCGUCUAGUAUCGGUGCAGCAGUGGAUUCCUUCCUGAUCCUAGCCCAUCGGGCAGGAAAAUCGACUGGUUUCGCUACCACGUCCCGUGUGACUCACGCUACACCGGCUGCUCUCUACGCCCACACCCCGAAGCGCUCCUGGGAAAACGACGGCGACAUACCCACGGAGGAAGCGGCCAAGGGCUGCACGGACAUCGGGGCGCAGCUUGUCGAGAACGGCCACGUGUUCGAUGUGGUGUUAGGGGGCGGCCGCCGGGAGUUGACCGACACCAACGAGACGGACCCCGAGUACCCAGACGAGGUCGGACAGCGGACGGACGGCCGCAACAUUAUAGAGGAAUGGAUGGGCAAGAAAGCAGCGGAUCGCACCAAGUACGUCUGGAACCUUGAGCAAUUCAACAACGCGGAUCCGGCAGAAACAGAUGCUCUUCUCGGUCUGUUUGAGCCGAGUCACAUGCACUUUGAGGUGGACCGCGCGGGUGAUGAAGCUGGGGAGCCCUCUAUCGCCGAGAUGACGGCGAAGGCAAUCAAGAUACUGCAGAAGGACCCCCAUGGCUACUUUCUCGUUAUUGAAGGUGCCCGCAUUGACCACGCCCACCAUGGAAGCAAUGCAGCACGAGCCCUGACGGACACUCUUGCGAUGGAGGAAGCCGUGAUCAAGGCAAUGGAAUUGACCAACGAGGAGGACACGUUGGUCAUCGUAACUGCUGACCACAGCCACACUAUGUCCUUCGGCGCUUACCCGCUGCGGGGCAACCCUAUUCUAGGAUUAUACGAUGAUGGUGAAGGCUCGGACGGUAUGCCCUACACGACCCUGAACUAUGCAGACGGGCCGGGCGGCGAGAUAGAGAGAGACAGCUACAAUGCUGUAGGGAGGAGACGAAACCUUACCAACGUGAACACAGGUGACAUUGACUUUAAACAGUCGGCCAUCGUCCCGCGCAGUUCCGAGAGCCAUGCCGGGGAGGACGUGGCCAUCUACGCCAACGGACCCAUGGCCCACCUCUUCCACGGAGUCCACGAGCAGAACUACAUCGCACACGUGGUACGCUACGCCGCCUGUUUGGACUACAAGGAGCACUGUGACAUGAGCAGCGCGCCCUCUCGCCAUGGAUUCAACCUGCGGCUGAUAUUGGUCACUGUAUUCCUGAGCGUGCGUUUUUGGAUUUAGAAAGUGACUCAGUUUCUCAUGGGAAUUUUUGUGGAUCCGUAUGAUGUGCACCGAAUACACAGAACUAAAAAGGAACAUGUGAGAAAAAUGUGUCAUCGAUUGACCAGCCUUCCUCAGUUGGAAAUCGUGUACAAAUCUAUUGAAAGCAGUUGUACUGGGAGAAGAGUGUUAUGUAGGAAUUAAACAGAAGUUACCAAAGUUAAAGUGGGCUGUCCUUUGUAUAUUGGUACAUAAAUUCUCACCACUGGCCCUUUAGGUAGACACGUUUUGCUAAAAAAGGUUUACCUUUUCGGAGACAAGGUAGAUCGAGAAAUUAAUUGAAUGUCUCCCUAUAUAUUAUACUUGUUUAAAGCCAAUUUCUUAGCAUAAGUUUGCUGUCACAAAUACAAAUAGCCUAAAUCGAUUCCUUGUGUGAUACCAAAACAAAAAGAUUUACAAGUUUGGUGAGGGUAACUUUAGGUUAGGUUUAAAUGUUAUUCAUAAAUACCUGUAGACAGUUUAUCCAUUCCUAUUGGUCGAGAGCCCGUCACGUGGCCGGUCUUAAACGGACGAUACAGACAUUGUAUAUGGAAUCCCGCGUAUUGUUAAGCGUUACAUUGUCUUUUCGAAGCUGUCCCCCCUCCCACCCAAUAUUUUUGAUUGUAGACCUAUAACAGUUUCAGCAAAAUUUCAUAUUACGUCUGGUAUCCAGCGAUCUAUGACGUUGAAUAAACCGAGUGAUGGAACCGCUUA
Patiria miniata (bat star) is the source of this 2538-nucleotide messenger RNA. Its product is annotated as alkaline phosphatase-like. Gene Ontology annotation, molecular function: alkaline phosphatase activity. The record is from RefSeq and is a predicted model, not a curated record. Gene Ontology annotation, biological process: dephosphorylation. The coding region runs from base 214 to 1806 and encodes 530 amino acids. The transcript has 10 exons. Lineage: Eukaryota; Metazoa; Echinodermata; Asteroidea; Valvatida; Asterinidae.